Wasmannia auropunctata (little fire ant) is the source of this 1023-nucleotide messenger RNA. RefSeq lists its product as uncharacterized. The record is from RefSeq and is a predicted model, not a curated record. Gene Ontology annotation, cellular component: plasma membrane. The transcript has 2 exons. Gene Ontology annotation, biological process: sensory perception of smell; detection of chemical stimulus involved in sensory perception of smell. Gene Ontology annotation, molecular function: odorant binding; olfactory receptor activity. Lineage: Eukaryota; Metazoa; Arthropoda; Insecta; Hymenoptera; Formicidae. The coding region runs from base 1 to 1023 and encodes 340 amino acids.
AUGUCUAGAAACUCCGCACAGAACUCGAGCACCGUCGCGACUGUCCAUGAUCACGAGAAAAGCGUGCAGUUGAGCUUGCGGCUGAAUCGCUGGAUACUGAAGCCGAUCGGCGCGUGGCCGAAAUCGGCUGAUCUCUCGUGGAUAGAGAAAUUCAUGUACUUUCUGGUAAACGUAAUCUGUAUCAGUCUGAUCGGCUUCCUCUUCGUGCCCUGCACCGUCCACAUGGUGUUUGAAGUCGACGACGCGUACACCAUAUUGAAGAUCCUGGGGCAUCUGGCCUUCUGCCUGAUGGCCUUCGUGAAGUACGUCUCGAUGAUUUGGCGCGAGAACGACAUUCAUAUGGGCAUCAAGCAAAUCGAGGACGACUGGACGACCACCCGGCAUUACAGCGAUCGGGCCAUCAUGAUCGACAACGCGAAGUUCGGCCGCCGCUUCGUGAUGAUCAGCGCGACCUUCCAUUACGGCAACGCCGUGUUCUAUUACCUCGUACUGCCGAUUAUGAACAAGAUCACGGAGGACAAUGGGAACCUGACGUAUCGGCCACUGGUGUUUCCGGUCGCCCGGAUGAUCGUCGACGUGCGAUACAGCCCCGCCAACGAGAUCUUCUUCUGGGGGCAGUUGAUGUCGGGUCUAGUCGCGCAUGCCGUCACGGCCGGCGCUUGCAGCUUGGCCGCUAUGCUCGCGAUGCACGCUUACGGUCGCCUGAAAGUUCUAGCGCAUUGGAUCGAGCAUCUGGUGGACGGACGAGACGACUUUUGCGUUAGCAUAGACAAAAGGUUGAUAAUGAUUGUGCAGCAGCACAUUCGGAUCUUACGUUUCAUAUCGCAUACGGACAGGAUCUUGCGCGAAAUAGCUUUCGUGGAAAUUGCAGGAUGUACGUUAAACAUUUGUUUGCUUGGAUAUUAUGCUCUGACGGUACGCAUAUCGUGUAACAAGUACGUGUCGCAAAAUGUAUCUCUUGUUUUUCGAGUAAAAUUAGAGAUUGUUGCAGUGCAGUUGCAAAAUAUUCAGCAAUAUGCAUAA